UUUUUUAUUUCUUGUUUGUCGUCUCUUCGUGAAAGUCUCGUCAUUUUCACGCGGUUACUUCGUUCGUCGUUAAAAAAGACAUAUUUUUCACACUUUACUAUUGUCAAAUUAAAUCAAUUUGUAAUGAAAACGCGCUAAAUUCAAUGACAUUCAUGAAAUUGCAAUUGUUCUCAGUGUCGGUAAAUCAAAUGCGGGGAAAAGGAAAUACGAUUUUUUCAACGUUAUAGAACAUCAAGCAGGCAGCAGCAUUGAAGUAACGAAGAAGAAGACGAAAAAUUGCAAAAGAAAAUAAAAAAGCAAACGUUAAAAGUGACAACAACCCAGAAUUAAACCAAGAUUUAGAUUUGUAUUGAAUUUUGCUGUGAAAUACGAUAGCUGCACACACAGCACAUCGGUUCGUUCGUUCGCGCUGUUGAAGACGCCAAGCUCUAGGGGGUGCGUGGUGUAUUUUGUGUUGUGUGCAUGCAUGCGUCAACAGUAACCUCGUUGCGGUGUAUGGGAAUUGUGAAAAAAGUUGCUUGUGUUUAAAUAUCAGCACAAGCAAGACGAGAAGGAGGAUUUUGCAAUAAAAAAAAUAUUAGCAACUAUUUGUUGUUGGUGACGGACCCAACUGACCGGCCAAGUGGGCUUCACAUCAAGAUGUCGGAAUAUGGCCUGGACAAUGAAAGUCCACCCCAACAGCAACAACAACAACAGUUUGGCGGUGAAGCAACACACAACCUAAGUACGGAUGAUCCUACAAAUGCUGCCGAUAAUUCCAUAAUCGGCAAAGUAAAAUCUCGAGUCUCGAGCAUAUUGCCAAAUCGUCUAUCAAAAUGGUUUUCACCUUCAACCAAAGGGCGAAAUGAUGAACUAAAUGGCAGUAUAUCAUCCUCCACAGGCGCAAAGGCCAGAAGAAGGCGACGUUUUGAAUUUGAUGAUGAUGAUGAGUUUGAACAAGAGGAAGAAGAAGAGGAACAUUCAGAAGCUGACGACGAUGAUGGAGAAGGUGAGGAGGAUGAUGACGACGAAAGUCAAAAUAGUGAAGAAGACUACGCAAGGAGAGGAGGAGGAGCAGCAGCAGCACCUAAAUCCACACAUGCUAAUCUCCAUGGGCGACAACCACCGGCCAAAAGAAGCCGCCUCAAUGUGGAUGUACGUGAUAGUCCAUUAAUUGCCCCACGAAGGCCACUGAUAUCAUCAACGCCUGCCGUUACAAGCGGCUCAUAUUCCCGCAAUUCAAUUGCUGGCAGUGGUGGUGCAACUGUUGGUAGCCAAGUAUCACGUUCAUCCUAUCAACGUUUCACACACUUGAAUUUAUAUGGGAAUCAAAGUAAAAAAGAGCCAGCCUAUGAUUUUGGACAGCAGCAGCAGCAGAGAGAUAGUGCAACGCCAAAAAUUAGUACCGACAUUAUUGAUUUGGUAUCUAAUCCACCCAAUGAAGCUGAUGAUAAAAUCAUUAGCCAAUCGAAUGUUUAUGGUCGUUCUGGCAUAAGCUCACGCAGGAGUUUAAAUAUACCCUCAUCGGCAGUAGGCUCAUCAUCUUCAUCACGAAUGGGCGCGGAACGUAUUAUGGCCACCGUAGGUCAUUUACAACGAAAAUCCCUGGCCAUUGAGAAAACUGGCGAUAUUCAAACAUCCAUGAGUGUUCCUCCAAGGCGUACAUCAACAACCAUACACGAAGUCAGAGAUUCCGAAGAACAGCAUAGCAAGCAGCGAAAUGAUGAAGAAGAUGAAGACAAUGAUGUAUGCGAAAAUAAUUUACUCAAACAUAAUGGCCAAUUCAAUGAGGAUCAAUGCAGUGAAUUGCCACACAAAAAAUUGAGAAUGCAACGACGUCACAUCAAUGGCGGCUCUUCGGGUCCAGCUGAAAUACCCGAAGAAAGUGAAGCCAUUCUCUUGGACACCGCCUCGGAAAGCGGUGAAAGUGGUGUGGGUGAAAUGUCUAAAAUGAAAACAAAGGAACGCAGCAAUACCACGGGUCUCUUUAAUAUGUUGGGAUCUGGUGGUGGUGGUGGUACAACACGCAACAGCAGCCGCACCUCAUCGUUUGGCAAUGGUUUGAAUUUCUAUUCCCACUUGGAGGGUAGAAAAUCCCUAUUCAAUGCAGCUGGUGGCAGUCAAGGUGGCGGUCAUACUAGCAGCAUUUCAAAUCAAUUAAAUACCUCGACAUUGUCUCUAACCUCACUGAAUCGUAGACAAUUUAAUGCCUCCAUUUAUGGCAGUACCUCAGCGCUGAGUGACAGUCGUUUGCUCAACACCUUUUCGCCGUUCUACAAGGGCAAGACCACAUAUGGUGGAGCAGCAGCAUAUAACAAAUAUACGGCCGGUGCAGGCGCCAGUGCUGUACGUAUAACACCCACACUGAUUAGGCCCACAUCGAGCCUGUCAUCGACGCUGUCCUCGUCGAGCACUUCACUGGCCACAAAUACCAAUUCUCUGCAAAUGGGUGAAAUGUCUAGCACAGCCAAAAGGAUAUUGGAUUUGAUUAGUGAUUUUGCCACGCCCCUAAGUGAGGCUAAGAAAAUGGCUGGCAAUAUGAAGGCGAAUGCUAGUGGCAGUCAAUUGCCACCCCAGGCCAAGGGACGUUUAAACGAAAGCGAUUUAAAUCUUUCGAGGGCAAUGCGUUUAUCCCAAGUGAAAACACCCUAUUCAAGGCCGGCAGUUAUUUUGCAACCUUCGGGUAAUGCAAAUAGUUUAAAGGCGGCGGGUCCAUUGCCUCCGGUCAAGGAGUUACAGGUGCCAACAAUGUCCCAGCUGCUACAAAUGAAAAAGUUGCAGAAUACAACCGAACGGGCCCGUAAUAUUGCCAGAAAUUCUCAAGCAUCAAAUAAUGUGGAUAACACGGAAUAUACGCUACCCGUGGCGACCACGAUUGGCGAUGGUUUUGCCAAGGCCUCGGCAGCGGGUGAAGGUGAACAGCCUCCGCCUCAGCAGCAACAACAGCAGCAACAAAAACACACAAACAAAAUGAAAAACAAGGUAACAGCAACGGUCCGGACCACAGCUGCCUCAAAGGAUUUACUAGACGAGGCACCACCACCCUCAGUCAAUUUGCCCAACAUUGCGUUUCCACUUAUGCAGUCUGUGCCCAAAUUCGAUAUAACAUUUUCAAAGGCCACGACAACAACAACAACACCAGCCACCACAGCAACUUCGUUGGCCAGCAGCAGCAGUGGAAAGGAAAAACAAACAUCAAAUCAAAAUGCAUUUAUUACACAAAACAAAACACAAUCAAAUUCUAUCGCUCUGGCCAGCACAUCGGGUCCCUUGGACUCCGGAGCUGCUGCCAAGAAGGAGAACAUCAAACCCAAUAUCUUUGCCAGCAGUAGUUCUGGUCUAAGUUCCACAGCAAAAACAAAUUUCAAAUUUUCUGAACCCCUUGUUGUCAAGGAUGUGAAUACACCAACCCAUAAUAUAACUCCAACAAAUCUUAACAGCUACAAAUUCAGUCCUCCCCUAGAUGUCACCAUGUCGAUGACACCUAGAUCUACAACAACCCCAACAAUAAAUACAGUGCAACAGCAGCCAAUAAAACCACAACAACCUCAACUUAAAAGUGGAUCCUGUUUAGAUGUCUUAAGUAAACCAUUUACAGUGCCAGCGAGCAGCUCGGGUUCCGAAUCGAAACCAACGGAGGUUAGCAGUUCAUUUGGCAGUCAAUUUAAGAAAUCUUCAAAUGAAUGGGAAUGCGAUACGUGCAUGAUCCGCAACAAGGCAUCGUCCACGAAAUGUGUGGCGUGUGAGACGCCCCGAAAAGGAAGCUCAACGAGCACCGCUAGUACCACUUCCACAUUUAGUUUUGGUUCAAAUGCUGCAGCAUCAUCAGCCAACUCCUUUGGCCAACAGUUUAAAAAAUCCUCCAGUGAAUGGGAAUGCGAUAUGUGUAUGAUACGCAACAAGGACACUAACAGUAAAUGUGUGGCAUGUGAAACGCCACGAAAAGGUGGAACCUCGACCGCCAUGCCACCACCUCCACCCUCAAUAAAGAAUACAUUUGGUGAUGCUUUCAAACCCAAAUCUGGCAACUGGGAAUGUUCCACCUGCAUGAUUAGCAAUAAAAGUGAGGCGAAUGAGUGUGUGGCCUGUCAAACCAAGAAACCUGGCAGCUCCAGCAGUAGCAGCAGCAGCAGUACUAGCCUGUCAGCCACAAAUACUUCAUUUAAAUUUGGCUUUUCAACGGCCCAAACCAACACCACACUGGCCGCACCCUUGGCCUCGGCAGAUGCUGGUUUCAAAAGCCUUGCAGCCCAACAAAAGGCCUCGAAAUGGGAAUGUGAUGCCUGCAUGACACGCAACGAUGCAGAGCGUACCAAGUGUGCUUGCUGUGAUCAACCUAAGCCAGGUACGACAGAUAACGAAAGUUCCACGUCCACUUCGUCGUCAACAUCCUCGUCAACAAACAAAUUUACAUUUGGCGCUACAGCAGCGGCCAAAUUCAGCUUUGGUUUUGGACCAAAUGCAAAUGCCCCCAAGGAGGAGGAGUUACGAAAGGAUACCUCGAAAACGGAUGAGAAAACGACUGGUACAACAACAGCAAGUAAAACAAACACGCCAACUCCAAGUGGUUUUCAAUUUGGAAUUAAACCGACCACCACCUCCAUCACCCCCAUUGGUUUUGGUGGCCAAGCAAGUAAAAAGGAUGAAGUGGAUUUGGCAAAGACCUCAUCCACUCAGACUUCAGUGUCUUCAAGUUCCAAUGUAACGGCGGUGGCCGGCUUUAAAUUCGGAGCAGCUCCCAGUACCACCACACCCAGCGAUGCUGCUAAAAAGUCAGAAGUAUCAACCUCAACGAGUACCACAUUUGCCACAUCCGGUUUUUCGUUUGGCCUCAAGCCUACCCAUAAUGCAACAACAACCACUACAACAAGUUCUACUACAACAAACACAGCUACCCCUGCAGUGAAUUCACCAAGUGUCAAAUUUAAUUUGCAACCCGCAGUUGCAACUUCAAGCGCCGCCACCAGCACCACCUUACCAACAUCCUCCUCGUCGUCAUUAACGUCCACAACUGCAACUGGUGCAGCAGGGCCAACGCCCACAUUUAGCUUUGGCUCUUCGUCCGCCGCUUCAUCUACCACCCAAGGCUUUAGUUUUGGAAGUUUAACUAAGAAAGCGGCGGCAGGUGAUGGAAAGGAAAGUAAAGUCUCCGAGGGAUUUGCCUUUAAAGCCCCGGCAACAUCGGCUGUAUCCUCCACUACAACCACACCAACAACUGGUUUUGUAUUUGGCUCAGCGACAUCAGCUAAACCACCUGCAACGACAUCUAUUCUAACAUCUACAUCAUCAACAGCAACAGCGGCAUCAGCUGCGGCGCCCGUAAAACCAAUGUUUAGUUUUGGCUCAACACCUGCGGCUGGAGAUACAAGUGCCACACAAAAACCAACGACUGCAACCAGUGGCUUUGGAGGUUUCAGUUUCGGCAGUAACAAUACAAAUGCCACCACACCUGCUCUGGGUGGGAAAACACUUUUUGGUUCAGCCACAGGGGGAACAUCGGCUCCAGCCGCAGCAUCAUCGUCGUCGUCCUCGUUGACAUCCCUAAAUUCAAGUACAAAACCUGCUGUUGCCACCACCAACCCCACCACGAAUGUGUUUGGUUCAUUUGGAGGCAGUGGUGCAAAUUUGGGAGGUUCCACUGCUAGCACGACACCAACAUUUGGUUCCUUGCCAGUAACAGCGAAUCCUGCCAACAACAACUCAACAACGGUUAGUUCCUCCGCCAGCAGCACCACAAAUACCAAUACACCAACAUUUGGUUCUUUUGGCAGCGGCAACGCUGCCUCAGCCAACAGCUCUACAACAACGGCCAAUGUCUUUGGUUCAUUUGGUGGUGGAAGUAAACCGGCUGCACCAGUGUUUGGUAGUGGCAGCAGUGGGCAAGCCUCCACAACUGCAGCAAAACCUUUUGUAUUUGGAUCCAAUCCAGGCGCCUCUGCAGAAACUGCUAAUUCUUCUUCCUCUUCAACAAAUACCGGCAUUACUCCAGCUGCUGCAACCGGGGCAUCUUCCUGGCCCAAAACAAGUUUUGUAUUCGGUUCAUCAGCGACAUCAACUCCUGCCGCUGCUGAUGCCGGCAAGCCAAGCACCACCACCUCUGUGUUUGGAACAUUUGGUGGCAGUGCAGCAGCAUCCAGUUCAAGUUCUUCAAGCCAGCAACAAACCACAUCGAUAUUUGGUAAUCCCACUGGAACAACCAAUACUUCGCCGCCAAAUAAUCCGCCAGUUUUUGGGGCAGUUGCCGCCGGUACUACACAGUCAGCAAAUAACUCGAGUACGAAUCUUUUUGCAGUCAAUUCUGCUCCCGCACCGGCUACAACAAAUUUAUUCGGUGCGGCGAAUCCAAGUGGUAGUGCAGCAACACCAGCACCGGCCUUUGGUUCAUCACCAUUUGGCGGUUCAGCAUCGGCCACCAGUGGCACACCAACAUUUGGCAGUACCGCCGUUACGGGGUCAGCAACAUUUGGUGGUUUUGGAGCAGCAGCAGCAGUGAAUACAACCGAUAUAAAGAAACCCGAACCGGCAUUCAAUUUUUCGGCCCAGCCUGGACAACAACAGCAGCAGCAACAACAACAGCAACAGAGUUCAAGUGGAGGAUUCAAUUUCGGAUCAAAUACUACGAAACCAGCUUUUAAUUUUGGUGGCACCACUGCCACACCCACAUUCAACUUUACCGGAUCAUCAGAGGCCAACACCAACGCCAGGAGCCCAAUCAGCACAACAAGCCAAACGAAAGAUACGGGCACCCAUACGUCGUGUAACACAACGGUAGAAAUUUCAAUAAAAUCGGACGCUCCUGGUAGUAGCGUGGACCAAACACAUCAACAACAACAACAAAAGCAGCAACAUAAACACAGUGGUGGACUGUGCUCAAGAACGGAACUUAAUAUUAGAAAUAACAGAAAACAACAAGACCUUAAACUACAGCAACAGCAACAACAACCGGAACAAAAACAGAUAAUAGACAUAGACAACAAAAACAACAACGAUGACGGCUACGACGACAAACAGGACAAUAACAUUAAAGACGGAACAUUUGAGCAACAACAUGGAAAGAAGAGAUACAUUACAAAUGUUGCCAGCAACAAAAUUCAAUUGGAACCAUUACCAUCAACAUCAUCAUUCGCUACCAAUGUAAAUAGAUACCAGCAACCACAACAACAACAACACAAUGAGGAACAACAAAAAUCAACAGUUUUAUUAAAUAAAUAUAAAUUAAUACGCAAUGCCAGAAAAAUAUAUCCAGUUAGAAGACCGCCAACAGCAGUACAAAAACAACAUCAACCACAAGAAAUACAACAUCAACAACAACCACAACAAUAUAUAACCAUGACAGGAUCUCAUUUAAGGAGAAAUGUACAGUUAAUAAAUAAACCCUUUAAUGCUGCUCAAUCCUAUACAAAUGCAAGUUACACUUUCCCACAACAAAAACCAAACGUUUAUCGUAAAAUUAAUACAGUUUCAAGGCGCAUCGGAAGUGUUGAUGGGAAAGCCCAAUAUAUAGAGAAAACAGUAAAUAACAACAAUAAUAAUAGUAAUAGUAUUAACACAGCCAAACAAUUGCCAUUGUUCAGCGGCAGCAGCAGCAGUCCUCAAUUUUUGCCACAUAAUCCUGCUCCAGCUCCUCCCCAUGGUUCCUUCUCCAUACGUAAAGUCCGUAUGGUUACAACAGAUAAUGAAAUAAAUUGAAUGUUGUUUCGUUCAAGCUUGCUGGUGACAAUGCUUUUCUUAACGUUGUCAAACCUCAAAUAAACUCCUACAACACAGACUCAUUUUGACCACAAACAAACACACACUCACUCAACAGACUUGAAACUAUUAACGAUUUAUUUUAAGCGUAUAUUAUUACAUAUAGCAUAAUUACUAUAACAAAAUUACAAGAACCAUAACAACAACCAGGAAAGGAGUUAUUUUUAAUUCCUCUUGGAUUUCACACAACAAAAGAUCUAGUACAGAAAAUUUCAUAAAUCCACCACAAUAUUUUUUGAACAUGAAUAGAAAAAAAACAUGGUGAAAAUACUUCAUAUCCAUAACCGUCUCCAAACCCCCAAUCAUACCACAACCCGCUCCAAACGGACGGACGGGCGGGCAGUUGUCAAUGUAAAAUUCUCUCGUAUAUUUUACACCGAAUUUCUUAUGUGCCUCCUAUUUGUAAAAACAACAACAAGAAGAAGAAAAAACUGCAAAAGUUGUAUUACGAGAUUUUGUGCGAAAUGUGCUGUUUUUUCAAUUUUUUUUCAAUUACUCCCCACCAACUCCAAAAACGCUCGCUUUUACAAGCGUGCCACUCAAUUCAUUGAAUAACUACGGGAGAAAAGCAUACGGAAAAAUUAUAUCUUUUUAUAUACAUAUAUAUUUAUAAAAUUCAAUUGUUUCUUCUAUUCAUUUCUAUACAAGUUUCCUAGAAAUUGUUAAUUUUUGUAAAAAAAAUUAUAAUUGUUUAUAUUUGUUUUUCGCUUUCAAAUUUGCAUUUCGUACAGAACAACCGACCACAAACAGCAUUCACAUAAUUUCUCUAUAUAAUUCUUGUUUUUUUUUGUGUUUAUAUAAUAAGCAAUAAUUUCAUUCAUGGAGAAGAAAAUGCUGGGGUAACGAAAACAAACACAAUUUGAAUUAAAUAAAAACCUAACCUAAAAUGCAAAACAAACAUUUAAAAAAGAAAUUAAUUAUAGUUUUUAUUUCAAUUUAAGUCUACAUAUUUUCAUAUUUUGUUAUACAAAUUCUUAUUAAAAAAAAUUAAACCUUUAUAAAAAGUAAAGAAAAAGGAAACAAUUUGUUUUUUUUAAUAACUUCUUCAAUUGUUUCAAGUUUAACAGCUGAUUUGCUUUAUUGAAAUUUAUAAUUAUAAUAAGUAACUGAAAUUUAUGAAAUUUGUUCACGCGCCCUUGUUUUUGAAUUAAGUCUGGAAUUUUUUUAAUAUUAUUUAAUUAGCUAUAAAAAUACAAUUCAAAUAAUUACACUUUUCUUCUUCUCCUCUUCCACCACCACCUCUUUUUGUGUUGUGUGUAUAACUUUUUUUUUUUUUUGAAAUAAGAGAUUUUUUUAUUACGAUCAUGGAUAAAAUAUUUUAUAAACAGAAAGUAAAUAUGCAUAUACAAAGAGAUAUUUUAUGUGGCACCAUAUACACCAACCAACCAACCAACAAGAUAGAAACCUAUAAAGUAAUGGAACAUGGAAAGAAGUUGGCGAAAAUACACUGAAGAAGAAAACAAAUUUAAUUGAAGAGUUACAUAUAUGUAAAUAAGUAAAUAUAUUGCAAAAAUGAUUAAAAAGUCUAAUACUGAAAUAUAAUAAA
Molecule: messenger RNA, 9274 nt
Organism: Musca domestica (house fly)
Lineage: Eukaryota; Metazoa; Arthropoda; Insecta; Diptera; Muscidae
Gene: Nup153
Product: nuclear pore complex protein Nup153
Exons: 7
Coding region: 640-7668 (2342 amino acids)
Biological process (GO): RNA export from nucleus; protein import into nucleus
Cellular component (GO): nuclear pore
Molecular function (GO): structural constituent of nuclear pore
Source: RefSeq, a predicted model, not a curated record